Molecule: messenger RNA, 1476 nt
Organism: Eimeria maxima
Lineage: Eukaryota; Apicomplexa; Conoidasida; Eucoccidiorida; Eimeriidae
Exons: 1
Coding region: 1-1476 (491 amino acids)
Biological process (GO): regulation of transcription by RNA polymerase II; regulation of alternative mRNA splicing, via spliceosome
Cellular component (GO): nucleus; aryl hydrocarbon receptor complex
Molecular function (GO): transcription cis-regulatory region binding; nuclear receptor activity
Source: RefSeq, a predicted model, not a curated record
AUGAGUUUCUCCUUUUCUUUGAAGAAAUCAUCAGCUGCAAAGCCUGCAGCAGGCGCACGCCCUUUAGCAGCAGCAGCAGCACCAGCAGCAGCAGCAGCAGCACCAGCAGCAGGAGGACCUCGUGCUCCUCUUGAUGUAUUCAAGCAGGCACUAGAUGAGGAAGCAGAAGCAGCAGAACAUUUGCUGCAGCAGCAAAAGAAAGGGAAUAAAAUACCCCGUUUAUCUUUAGAUCAUUUCUCUCGUAAGAAUAAUAUACAAGAAAAAGAAAUAAUAAAUAAUUUACUGCAGCAGGACCCUCAGGCAUUAUCCUAUGAUGAGGUGUACGAACAGGUCAGCAGCACAGCAGCAAAAGAGCAGCAGCAAAAGGCACAAUCACAUCGUAUAUAUCUUGGUUAUACAAAAGAUAUACAAGAAAAAAUAAAUAAGGAUAGACAAACAGCGGAUAUAUUAGCAGCAGAGGCGGAGGGGGCCCUAAGGGGGGCCCCCCAGUCUGGUGGUGGGGGCCCCUCAGAGUUGGGGGGCCCCAAAAUGGAGGAGGAGUCGCCAAGGGGGCCCCUAGGGGCCUCCUCCUCUCGUUCCCCCUCAGUGGUAUAUGGGUUAUCGCCAGGUGGAGCUGGUGGACUGGGGGGGGGCCCCGGGGGGCCCCCAGAAAGGGUACGGGAGGCCCCCCGUGCUCGUUUUAUAGGGAAAAUGUUAGUCCAAGCACAAAGGAGACAAUUAGAGAGGGAAAUAAUACAAGAGAGACAAAUAAAGAAAGAAAGAGAGAAAGAAGGAGGAAAAAUAGAGGAAGUAUUUAUAACAAAUAGUUAUAAGGAAAGAUUAAUAGAGAGACAAAAGAUAAUGGAGGAAAUGGAGAAAAAAGAUAAAAUAGAUAAAGAAAGAGCAGCAGAUAAACAACAAGAUCUUUCUUCUUUUCAUGCUUAUUUACUCAGAUCUGGUGCUGCUACAAGGAGUGCUGCUGCACUUACUCCUCCUGCUGCUCCUGCUCCUGCUGGUGCUGCACCUGCUGCUGCUGGUGCUGCUACUCCUGGUGGUGCUGCUGGGAGCGGUGCUGCUGCUGCUGGUAGUACUGCUGAUGCUGUUGCUGCUGCUGCUGCAAGAGCAGCAGCAGCAGCUUCACAGGUAAAGGCAGCAAAGACAGAAGGGAUAGAGCAGCAGCAGCAAGAGCAGCAGCAAGAACAGCAACAAGAGCAGCAGCAAAUGCAGCAAAAACGACCUAUAAAAGAAGAGCCAACCGGAUCUUCGCCUGUCUCUCCCACUCCUGACUCUACCAGCAGCAGCAGCAGCAACAGCAGCAGCAGCAACAGCAGCAGUAGUGCCUCUUGUCCUAUAACAAAAGAAAUGGUAUUACCAUUCAAGGAACAUAAAGAAAUAAAAAGUGUCUCCUUUCCUAAUAAAUUGUCUCCUUUGCAAUUAGCUAAUGCAAGGGCAAGAUUCCUACAAAGAAAAAAACAAAAAACAGAAGAUACACCAUAA